AUGGGCUCGGAGAUGGAGCCGCUGCUCCUGGCCUGGAGCUAUUUUAGGCGCAGGAAGUUCCAGCUCUGCGCAGAUCUGUGCACGCAGAUGCUGGAGAAGUCCCCUUACGACCAGGCAGCUUGGAUUUUAAAGGCACGAGCACUAACUGAAAUGGUAUACGUAGAUGAAACUGAUGUAAAUCAGGAAGGAAUUGCAGAAAUGAUGCUGGAUGAAAAUGCUAUUGCUCAAGUUCCACGCCCUGGAACAUCUUUGAAACUCCCUGGAACUAAUCAGACAGGAGGGCCUAGUCCAGCUAUCAGGCCAAUCACUCAAGCUGGAAGACCCAUUACAGGUUUCCUUAGACCUGGCACACAGAGUGGAAGGCCUGGCACUAUGGAACAGGCUAUUAGAACACCCAGAACUGCCUACACAGCUCGCCCUAUCACCAGCUCAUCUGGAAGAUUUGUCAGGCUGGGAACGGCUUCCAUGCUUACAAGUCCGGAUGGACCUUUUAUAAAUUUAUCUAGACUAAAUUUAACAAAAUAUGCUCAGAAACCUAAAUUGGCAAAGGCUUUGUUUGAGUAUAUCUUUCAUCAUGAAAAUGAUGUUAAGACUGCUUUGGACUUGGCUGCCCUUUCCACAGAGCACUCUCAGUACAAGGACUGGUGGUGGAAAGUACAGAUUGGAAAAUGUUACUACAGGUUAGGAAUGUAUCGUGAAGCAGAAAAACAGUUUAAAUCAGCCCUCAAGCAGCAGGAAAUGGUAGAUACAUUUCUCUACUUGGCAAAAGUUUAUAUCUCAUUGGAUCAACCAGUGACGGCUUUAACUCUUUUCAAACAAGGCUUAGAUAAGUUUCCAGGAGAAGUAACCCUACUUUGUGGAAUUGCCAGGAUCUAUGAGGAAAUGAACAAUAUUUCAUCAGCAGCUGAAUACUACAAAGAAGUUUUGAAACAGGACAAUACUCAUGUGGAAGCCAUUGCAUGCAUUGGAAGCAACCACUUUUAUUCUGAUCAACCAGAAAUAGCUCUCCGAUUUUACAGGCGACUCCUGCAGAUGGGUGUUUAUAACUGCCAGCUUUUUAACAAUCUGGGCCUCUGCUGCUUCUAUGCCCAGCAGUAUGAUAUGACUCUGACCUCAUUUGAACGUGCCCUUGCUCUGGCUGAAAACGAAGAAGAGGCAGCUGACGUCUGGUACAACUUGGGCCACAUAGCUGUGGGUAUAGGAGAUAUGAAUUUGGCCCAUCAGUGCUUCAGGCUCGCUCUGGUCAACAACAAUAACCACGCUGAGGCCUACAACAACCUGGCUGUACUGGAGAUGCGUAAGGGCCACAUUGAGCAGGCAAGAGCACUAUUACAAACUGCAUCAUCUUUGGCACCCCAUAUGUAUGAGCCGCAUUUUAAUUUUGCAACUGUCUCUGAUAAGAUUGGAGAUUUACAAAGAAGCUAUGUUGCUGCUCAGAAGUCAGAAGCAGCAUUUCCAGGUCAUGUGGAUACCCAACAUUUAAUUAAACAACUAAAGCAGCAUUUUGCUAUGCUCUGA
Messenger RNA from Canis lupus familiaris (dog), 1518 nucleotides. It is a transcript of the gene TTC8, whose product is annotated as tetratricopeptide repeat domain 8. The transcript has 14 exons. The coding region runs from base 1 to 1518 and encodes 505 amino acids. Gene Ontology annotation, biological process: non-motile cilium assembly. Lineage: Eukaryota; Metazoa; Chordata; Mammalia; Carnivora; Canidae. The record is from RefSeq and is marked provisional. Gene Ontology annotation, cellular component: BBSome; non-motile cilium; ciliary basal body. Gene Ontology annotation, molecular function: protein binding.